CCCGCGCCCUUCUUCUUCCGCGCUUUAAUCUCUACCUCUCUCGUUGUCGUCCUUUUCUUCGUCGGCACCGCCAUGGCAGCGCAGCCUGUAGCCGAGACCAUCAAUGCAUGGGCCAAUCCUCCCUCUGAUGAAGAGACCUUGACUCUCUUCGAACCGACCACGGAAAAUGCUCAUGCGAUCAAUGCGCACAUCAUAAAUCACCCAUUGGCAGUGAAAUUACGCGGGGAGUCAGGCUGGAUAGAGAGCAGGCCUCAUAUGAAGAUCCCUCCGGCUAUGCGACAACACAACUUGACAGGAGGUGCUCUUCUGGGGGACGGGAAAAUUGAGGUUCCACCUCUUACAUUCAGUGAGGUUGAUGCGGAAUUGCCGCGGAUCGUCCAGAUGACAUAUCUCGGUUCGGGUCUAUGUGGACAUCCAAACAUCGUGCAUGGCGGUCUGCUUGCGACAAUGCUCGAUGAGGGUCUGGCACGCUGCUGUUUCCACGCACUACCCAACAAAAUCGGGGUGACCGCAAGUCUAAAGAUUGACUACCGCGCGCCUUGCCCCGGCAACAGCUACGUGGUCCUGAAGGCAGAGACAACUAAGGUGGAAGGCCGCAAGGCUUGGGUGAAGGGCUGGAUUGAGGUGCUCGGAGAGGAGGAUGGUACUGGCGUCAAGCUGGUUGAAGCCGAGGCACUGUUCAUCGAGCCCAAAGGCGCGAAACAAAUGGCUCGCAUAUACAGCGCUACAUGA
This is a messenger RNA of Dissoconium aciculare CBS 342.82, 732 nucleotides long. RefSeq lists its product as uncharacterized. The record is from RefSeq and is a predicted model, not a curated record. Lineage: Eukaryota; Fungi; Ascomycota; Dothideomycetes; Mycosphaerellales; Dissoconiaceae. The annotation marks the transcript as partial. The transcript has a single exon.